Osmia bicornis bicornis is the source of this 10771-nucleotide messenger RNA. RefSeq lists its product as uncharacterized. The record is from RefSeq and is a predicted model, not a curated record. Lineage: Eukaryota; Metazoa; Arthropoda; Insecta; Hymenoptera; Megachilidae. Gene Ontology annotation, molecular function: protein binding. Bases 2249 to 5371 code for a protein of 1040 amino acids. The transcript is spliced from 17 exons. Gene Ontology annotation, cellular component: plasma membrane.
UGCUGGCGUCCGUAGCGCGCACUCUCCGGCCCUGACUCGAACUGGGUCAACCCCUCGAACGAACCAGCCCGCGAUACUGUUUGCCCCGCGAGACCACCGACACCGAGGCCAGUUGCGAGGCGCGCGCGCUACACCGAACACGCUUUACUACCAUACGCGCCGCCAUCCCUCUAAUCUUCCUAUUAUACUCUACUUCAAAUUUUAUUUUUCUUCUUCUUCUUCUUCUUCUUCUUCUUCUUCUUCUUUCUUAUUUUUAUAAUCUUACGUCGGCGAACAGAAACCGAGUCGGUAAAGGUGGGACUCGAUGUGACUGAAUUCGAUAAGAUUUACUCGAACGCCUUUCGGGGCUCGGGCAAGGUGAACUCGACGCGACUCGAUUCAACACGGUUCAAUUCCACGCGAAUCGACAAAUUUCAGGCUGACUCGACUUGGUUUAUAUUCGACUAUAGCUUGUUUCCGGCCAGUUCAUUCGGGCAAUCGAAGGAUUGGUGGGUGAUCAAUGUGUCGGAGUUGGUGAAAUUGCUGAGGAAGGAUACGAUUUUAUAAUUCGAAUUCGAACAGUGUGACUCGAGUUGGUGUAUUUUUUUUUUUUUUCUAAGACACACUUUCGAGGAUCGCUGAGAAACUGGGUUAAAGAGGGUUGGUAGGUUGUUGUGCUACCAGGGGUGGUUCGAUCGUUGAACGAAUAGUUGUUUCUUUUUGGAGACCUGGUCAAGGACGCGCGGAAGAGAAAUUGUAGUUGGAUGAAAAAUUUCCUGUCAUCCGAAAAAUUCGGCCACGAAAUCGACCGUUCGGAAAAGCGAAAAGUGAUGCAUGAAAAGCUUCUGAACAGGUGGUGUCACGCACAGUGGUUUCUCUGUGAGGGGUGGUUUUCGCUCGUCGUUUCUUCUUUCGCAACGUCGAUGAAAAGUAGUGUUCCGUUCGGUUUUGUCUCAUCUCGAGCACGUCGUUCCGACUAAUAGAUCCGAGAGAUGGAGGAGAUUUCACGGUAUUAAAAAUGAUUCGGUGGAUUCUGCGUGGAUUCUGCGUGGAUUGUGCCACGGAAAUUCGAGCAAUCUUUCUGAUGGAGGAACCGCUGACAAACUACUUUCAAUCAACGAGAGAAUACACCACGGUGCAUUUUCAGAUUGUCUUUCUUCUUCUUUCAUGCUUUUUUCAUUCUUUCCUCGAGAAAGAGGAGGAAUUUAUCAUCUUACAUUAUUCUUUCCAUUAGAUAAUUGUUCGAAUGAUUGAUUCGUUGAUUCUCUGCUCAAUUAUUAAACGAACCUCUACACAAUUAUCUUAUAACGAUAGAAUAUUCAUUUUUACAAUUUUUCACAAUUUUCUCCAUUUCCUUGGAAUUUUCUUCAAACUGCAAUCACUCUUUCCUAGAAUUUCUUCCAUAUCCCUGAAUUUUCCCCGGAAUGUUUCGUUCAUCCCCGUCGUGUCUGCAACAACCAUUGUCCUCUUGAAUGAUUUGAGUGGGAAGAAAAAGAAAAGAAUAAGAGAACAAUCUGAGGAUGGUGUAGCUGACGUUGCGAAAGGAACAAACGUUUACGAUAGACGCGAGGAAAAGUCAAGAUGGUCGAGGAGGAAUCGUAAGCUGUGAAAUGGAACAGUCGAGCACCGAAGGAUCGAGGAGGUAUUCUUCAUGAAUGCAAUUCGGUGGAGAUGAGAUGGACGAUCGUCGAGGACGUCUUAAUGAGUAGUAACGAAAACGUUUUCACGCGGAGGUCCGCGCAAAAAUUGUGCAACGAUCGAAUGAUGAACAGCGGAGAUUCGAUGGGCGUCGCGGUUCACCCUCGACACGAUUAAAACGCUUUCGAACCGGUCUCGGGGUGCUUUGAUCGCGAGCUAUGACGUUGUGCCGUGUGUUUUUGUGACGUGCUGCUUUCCGAUAAGCUGCGGAAAGGAUCUUAUCGCCGAAAUUAUCGCAGAGAGUGUUCCAUGUUCCUGAAUCCUCCGAUCGACCGUUUGCGUUUGUGCGCGAGUAGUUGAUGACCGUCAGUGAUCUCGUGAAGUUUCCUUGUUGUUCCUCGUCGUUGUGAAAAUCGAAGAAAAGUGUCGUUGUCGAACGAAGAAGGGUGCUGGUGUCCUCGGCAUGAAGGCGAGCGUUCUAUGUUCCUGCCUGUAUUCCUGAUCGAAGAGUGAUCCGGAACUAUACAGCUCGUUUCACCAGCGUAUCCGAUAGCGUUUGCCAGGCGGCCAGGAAGCAAGCAAGCACAGGAAAGUGUCCUCUCUCGACUGGAGGAGAGCGCAAGUACUCGGCAUGAAGGACACGCACUGGCCGGUUUUCAUCUGCGUUCUCAUGGCGACGACGGUGCUUUCCUGUCGGCAGAGCGAGUUCCAAUGCGGCAACGGACGCUGCGUCGCCCAGAACAAGGUGUGCAACGUCGUCGACGACUGCGGCGACGGCAGCGACGAGCCUCGACAGUGUUCUCCUUGCAACAAGACUUAUUACGGCGACGUGGGGAAAACUUACGACCUGGAACUUCAUCGACCAAAGGAGGAUAAGGUGCCUUACAUUUGCAAGCUCACCUUUAGCGCACCGGGUGGCGAUUUCGGAGACAUCGUUCAGUUGACGUUCGACAGCUUCACCCUGGGGAAAUUCGUGUCGUUCACAGCGGAGGGAUGCCCGGACGGGUCGCUGCAAAUUUCGGAGGCCCAGCGACCGGACGUUGGCGGCCUCUGGUGCGGAACAUCCUGGGGUCCUGCGAUUUACUACAGCGAGACACCAACCGUCUCUAUCACGUUGAAGCUGCUCCGACUCAGCAAGGAUCAGAAGGGAUUCAAUUUUGAUUUCAGGAUGGCGUACAAAAUGAUUAGAAAGUCCGAUGCCGUGGUGCGCUACGGGAAUCCCUUCGUUGGAAUGACGCAAGCAACGGGAACACCAUCGUCGACCGAGUCGACGUCAGCCUCUUCGUCGUCGAGCGAAUACGCGAACAGUUCGAUGGCUAUGCCUAUGCAGAUGGUGGAACAGCCAUCAACCAGCCCGAAACCGAGCAGCGAGCAAUACCUCGGAGACCUGAUAUCCGGUACAUACUGUUCGCGCAUAUUCAGCGACUGCGACCGGAAGAAGUGCAGGCUCCAGUCGCCCAACUUUCCCGGCCUCUACCCGCGCAAUCUCACCUGCUACUACGCGGUGAGGCAGCACGAUGUACCACCAGGGAAACACGCCUUAAUUUCGGUGAAACAACCUCGGGGUCAAUUGGUUGCCAUUAGGGCACGGGCAGCCACCCAGGCGGAAUCAUCGCCCCGUGAACUUCGCCUCUGGAAGGAUUGCGACGUGGUUCAGGAUUACGUGACCGUGUACGACGGCUACACCACCCGAGAUCCGGUGAUCCUGAAAUUUUGCGGAGGAGGAGAACCAGUGCCAGAGGCGACCAGCAGCGGAACGGAGAUCCUCGUCGAGUUCACCACGUCUCCUUACGGCACGUUUCUGCACCCCACACCGCCCCACUCUCUCCACGGCUUUCAAUUAGAAGUGCAAGUGAAGUUUGUGGACGCAGACUCUCCGACGUACGCGAAAAACAAACACUGCGAGUUCUGGCUUCAAGGUAGCGGCGGAGGAGUGCUGGCUUCGCCUAGACACUCGUUGCCUAGGAACAGCACCUGUUUGUACCAUCUUCGUGGAGCAGGGCUAACGCUACCGAGUCCGACACCGCCUCGUCCUUUGCCAAAGUUUCCGGAACAGAGGCCAGGAACGGUAUGGAGGAGGCCAGCACCGCGGCCUGUACAGCCACAGUUUCGCGUGUGGCUGUCGAUCCUCAAGUUUCACGUGGGUACCAGCUUGUCCACCGGCGGCGACGAGGACUGCUCUACCACCCUGAUAGUAUGGGACGGCGAGAUGAUGCCGUUGUCCGAGUGCAACGACCUCCUCUGCGAAAUUGAGCAUCAGAGACACGCGGACAGAUCGGCAGAACCCGCUCAUCCACUCGCGGCCCGUCCAGCGGGCAACACCACGCUCCUGGCCCGCUACUGCAAGGACAUGGUACCAAGGACCUGCGAUCACGCGAUCCUUCAGAACACCAGUCGUCCCUGUUCUCUCGGGGAGAGCUUCGUUUCAAGGGGAAGUAGCCUGACCAUCGAGAUGCGGAUGGUCGAGUCGACGGCUCUCAGGCCGGUGAAUUUUCGAGCACUCUACGAGUUCGUCGAUCUUCAUCAAGACGGUGAUCCUUACGGAAGCGGUCCUUGUUCGAGGAUCUUCUACAGCCGCAAUCGGGAUCAUUAUCCUGAUCGCAGAUUCCAAGCGCCUCGCGACAUCUUCCUUUAUGGCCGUGGCGGGGCGAAAAAUAUGAGCUGCGUGUACCGAUUCGAGGGCGAACACGACGAAAUCGUGAAGCUGAGGUUCAACAAACUGCUGAAUGGGAAUCGAACUUGUCGCAGCGUCUCCAGUUCGGACUUUAAUCGAUUGUUAUGCGUCGGUUCCGAUCAUUUCUCCGUAAAGGUGCUCGAUCUUCCAUGGCCGAACGCUCCUCCCGUUCAAAAGGAUUGUCUUUGCUCGAAUCGUUCUCUCCCCAUGAACGUUAAAUCCACGUCGAACAUCGUCGAGGUGCAUUUCACGGUGCUCUCGAUGGACGCGUUGGACGAUUACAAUAAUCUGUUCUUCGAGGGUAUCUGGGAUUUUGUGAAGACCAAUCCGUGUUUGCAGAAACGCAGGAUGAGAGGACCAUCCGGGGAGAUCAAGUAUAAAUCGCCGAUCACCGAUGAGGAUGAGAAAAAUUGCGAGAAACAUCCAUGGUUGAUCGAUCCAGGACCGAAUCAGUACCUCUACGUGAAGAUGCACGGCACGAUAAUGUCGAACAGCAGCAAGUGCUCGACGAAGAACCGCAUCGUGGUGCACACAGGUGGUGCAAUCCACGUGUCCGUGUGUCCGAAACCGCCGAUAGAAUCGAGGCACCACGUGGUGGAGGUGUUCAGCGACGGCUGGGCCGUCAGCAGCAACGCGAUGAUCCUUGCACCGAGUCAGGACCCCAUCAGGACCAUCGUUGUGGAGUUUCUCGUUAAGGAACCAGACACGUAUACAGUCACCUGGCUCGAGCUCACCAGAAGACCGUCGGUGACAUCGACGGCAGGCCUGCAAAUGCCUCGAGAUUGCGACCAACGGUGUCCAGAGUUGGACGCCUGCAUAAACGCGUCCCUCUGGUGCGACGGCAUCUCCCACUGUCCAUCAGGUUACGACGAGGCCUUGACCCAUUGCUCGAUGCUGUUGCAACUGCCUCCUCUGCAUCUGGCUCUCGGUCUAAUCGCGAUCGUCACGAUCCUAGCCGUGAUCUGCUUCGUGAUCUGGCGCAUCUGCAGGCAACGGGCGAGUCGCUCGAUAUCGCAGCACAGGCUGAAGAGCAUCAGCUCAGCGACGGCCAUCAUCGACGGCAAGGAAGUGAUUUGCUGACACAGCGACAGUUCUGUGCGUUACGUCGAGGUCGACCGAGUGACCACCGUGUGACGAUCACCUUUGGUCACCUUCGUUCGUCGUCGCGGUUGCCCGAUCUGCCUGGUGUCCUCCUGAACGGUACACCUCCGCGACCACAUCCGCCUUUACGUAACGCGCAGAACUGUUCCUCUGUAAGAAUGCUUCGCUCGACGUAUAGAUUAGAUUCUAAUCGAUUCUCCGACUCUCCGUUCGACGACUCGAAUCACCCUUUCGUUUCUUCGCCCUCGUUCGAGAGUCGAACGAUUUCCAGAGACUCGUUUGGCUCUUCCGACGCAUCCGUCACCUCCCAAUAAGCGCAACAGGGAAUCGAAUUGUUUUAACGAGGACAAUAAGUAAAGUGAAAAAAUCCUAGCGAUAUCCUUUCGCUCGCGCUAGUAGUAUAACUUAGCGGCAACUGAUUCUUCGUAGAGUAUACCGUUAGAAUAAAAUAAAUUUCCGAAACGUCGAACGGAGACACGAGCAGGAAGCUGUUCUUAGUAGUAGUCGUUCGAUCGGCCGUCGAGAAGCCGAUCGACGUGACAGCGAAGGCACGAUUUUAAGUUCGCUCUUCUCAACAUCGCUCUCUCCUCUUCACUUCCGGUGAACCACGCGAGAUGUUCUGUAAAAAAUAAUCGAUCGAAAUCGCACCGUUGUUCGGAUGAAUCGAGGCGUUUCGUUUCGAACCGGAGAUGAUCAAGAUUGUUGGGAAAUUUUCCUUCGUAUAGAUAUAGAUUCCAAGGAGAAUGGACAUGGAACCACGAGAAAUCUCCGAGCAGUCUGAAUCAUCUUUCUCUUAAAUGAAAAAAAAAAAAAGAUAUACUAGAGAUACUUGACCAAAUGUUUCAAGCGAUUAUCGUUUUAGGGGACUUAAUGAUAAUUACACUAGCGGAUAAGACUUCGACGGAAGAAGGAAAGGUAGAAUCUAUGGUAGCCUGAGAUUAUGUGAUACAAUAUACUGUUUCUGAAAUGCUGUUUUCCUCGGAGCUGUGCUCCGUUUAAUAAUUGUUACACCCGGCUAGGGUGGUCGAAUCGGCAUUACGAUUCAGGGUGUUCAGGGUCGACACCCGACGACUCGUACACCAUGUUCAUACUUGUACAUAAUUAUUUAUCUAUUUGUAUCGGAUGAUAAUGCCGUUUUAGCACGCGUCUCCGUUCUUACGAUCACGUUUUUUAAGCUCAAACUCGCAAACAUGGUCAUUCAAAUUUCGUAAAUUCGAUCUCAACGAUUGUAUCGGUCGUUUCGGUAAUUAUUUAAAUUACUCUAAAUAAUUAAAAAUAGAAUAGUAAUCUAAAUAAUUACCGUCGUUUCUUAUUUCGAAUCAUCGGAGAAGCGUGAGUGCGAACGGAGACCUGUACCAAACCGCUUCACUAUUAGCCACUAAGCACACAGCUCGGAAAGAAAUGUCAGAAGAACCGAAGAUGAUAAAAGAAAUUGAGAAGAGCGCCGCGAUUAAACACAUUACCGUCGACUAACCGGAAUUACCGUCAUCGUUUUCUCGCUGUUUCAACCGUGCACGUAACGAUCAUUCGGAAGAUAGAAAGUCCAGGAAACGAAAGCCGAACAGCAACGUCGAAACCGAGCCUCCAUAUUAUACGUUGAUCAAUGACAAUCGUUAAUGUAUCGAUUUAUUAAUUGUAUGCUUCAAGUAGACCGCCCAAGCGGCAGCAGCAACGUCGCGAGACGAAGGUAAAACCUUCUCGUCGAGAUUUCCAUACCACGACUUCGUCCUAACGUGAAGACUUUUUUAUCUUUAAAAAAAACGCGUCCUCUUAUUUCGUACGUUUACGGGGUUUAUUCGCUCUCUCGUUCGCUCGAUACGAAUCGGUCAUUCUUCUUCUACUCGACGAAUUCUCUAUCUAUCUCUAUAUGUAUAUCUCUCUCGCUCUUUCUCGUCAAACAAAUCCAUUUUUUCGGAUAUUCCCGAUUCAUGUUUCUUGCGUUGCGGGGACCAAAAAUGAAAGAAACGCGUACGACCGCUGGAAUUGGCCGUGCCAAAAUACCAUCAUCUCGUUCACUGUUUCUCUUCUCUCUCUCUCUCUCUCUCUCUUGGUUAGUUCGGUUGGCUCGCGUGAUUCCGUUGGUCCGGCGCGAUCAAUACCAAAUACAUACAUUUACAGAGAAUCGAAGACUGACUUUAGUUUCUCGCGUUCAAUCGUUGCUGUUGCUCCAGCGAUUCCGUGAUAACACACGAGAUGCACACUUCUCAGUUCACUGCCAUUUCCGUUUUAUCGCACACAUUGUGUCGCGGAUCGGUUUCGAGUGAUCGUGAUAACGUAUCAGAAGGAAAUCGUCGAACAAGAAAACGAGAGAAAACACACCUCGAUACGUUGCGUUCGAUUAAACGUUUUCUCCUGUUCGUUAAUCAAAGUUUCGAUGUAAUUAACAAGGGCUGCCAAUGAAAGAUAAUCAUUCGAAAUAAUUCUAAAGUUUAUUCAGACUCAAGCUUACAAGUUCGAUACGACACUGGACAAAGAGAGACAAGACCGUGUAUAAGAUCAUUAUAAAAAAAAUCUGUACCAUAAAUGAUCGAAGGAUCGAGAUAAAUUGUAAACGCAACUCGCACAAAGGUCUUCGUAACUGUGUGUACUUGAAUUAUUCUUGAUCUCGAUCCUUAAGAAAACACAGAUACACGACGCAAAACAACGACGACGAUCUAAAGGGUGAACAGCGGGGAAUGAAGUUAUGCGCGCGACAAAUAAAUACUCUCCUCUGGUGGCCACGUAUUUUCGCGUAUUCACCUACGAAAAAGGUUUAUCGCAGGCGAGCGUUUCAAUCGAUUGGCAAACGAGCACCAACCAACCGCUGCGCUGGUUCAGUUGCAAUUUAUCGGCGAACCUUUAUUGACACGGUGUAUGAAAACGUGGCCCCGGUGUUUGGAGACACCCGCAGGGUAAGGGCCAUCGACUGGCGAAUCGCGUGGACUGUAGUAAACGAACGCACCCUCGACGCGAUCGUAACUUGUUUGCACGAUGGUAGCUCUAUUAAUCUGGUUGCAUCCCUCUUUUGUUUCCUUUCUUCGCUGCAACUCGGUUAUAUUACCAGAUACACGCGCUACUUUCUCUUGCAAUCUGCAAACGAUAGAAAAAAUUAGUUAACACUCGGAUGAAAUUGAAAUUAUUCUAAUCGCUCCAUCGAACUAUUGAAACAAGUUACAAAGAUAAAACUAGUCAGAUAGCCCUCGCGACAGGUGUAUGUGUAAAUAGAUAGUAAAAUCGUCGCGAAAUCGACGAACGACGCGAUUGUAAAUAAACCUAAGAUACACAGACACGUACGAGUUUUAACUAAUUCUAGAUCACGAUCUAAGCUACCAGGUAAACUAUGUAGACGAUUAGACGUUACUAAUUACAAUGUAAACCAUAUCCAUGAGCGCGCUGGAAUUCAAAGACGAAACGUUGCCGUCGAUUCGCUGCCAGCCUUUUCUUCUCGCAACUUACCGGGCCAUUUGAUCAUUUCAAAAUCUUUUCUUCGUUUGUAUUUGAAUUCGAAACCUUGAAUACUACAAGUUCUCCGAUGUUUCAGCUCCUUGGUAACUGCUAGAAUAGGUAGAAAAAUAAUUGUUUUAAGAAUCAAAAUAAGGUAUACACAGUUCCAGGAAGUUUGCGAGAAAUUAUGGUACACACCAGUCCCCGUUGAUAAAUCAAGAAAGGAAGAAACGAUUUCGUUAUUCCGUCAGGCGUGUCGAAUCGACAAAAUUCGCGCGGUUUCUAUGUACAUAAUUAAGCGUAAGUGUUAAACGAAUAUCGUGAAUACCAAGAAACCGCACAACACGAUUAAGUUUAAUCAUUUCUCGACAAACUGUUACGUGUAACAAAAAAGAAAAGGAAAUGAUGUAAAAUCGGGAGGGAGUUUAAAACUCGUCGGAUUGACUUGUACAGCGUUUUAGGCCUGUCCACGAACGAGGAUCCUCGUGUUGCUCAUACCCAUCGUUAUUACUCAUCUUCUCUGAAAAAAGAAAAAAAAAAUAUAUGAUAGAGUAGAUAAAGUGCGAAUAAUCAUAUCGGACCGUGUCAAUAUUUUAGAACAUUGAAUUGACAUGUAGUUAAUAAUUAUCAAUUAUUUGCUAUAGAAAUCGGAUGGGUAAAACAAUUUGGAUCACAAAGGUAAUCCCGGUGGACUGGCCUGAUUUAUCCAACAGCACGGAACUUUCACAUGUUCCGAAACUCAUCUCGAAGACUGCCGAAAAACGCUUAUUGUUUCAAACGCUUCGGCGUCGCGCAAUAAUCAUCGUUCAGGGCGGUUCGAAUAACGAAUAAGCGUUACAUAUUUUACUUUCACGUUGAAUUACAUCAGCAGACGGUAGCAUUGAUAGCACAUCUUCCUUAUUUGCGCUCUUUUCAAACUAUCUCGUCACCUAUUUUUGCAAACAAUCACAUACAAUUUCUACUUCGGAUAACUGCAACAGAAAUCUAAUAUCACCGAUCGUCGAUAACAUCUCACUCGACGCGACGCGACGGUUCAAAGCUUCCCGCGCAACGAUUAAUUCAAAUGGAAUGCACAUUUUCAAUAUUCUUUGCCUGUUUACUUCAACUUUUCAUUCGAAUCACAUCAAUCGUACAGACCCGUAGACGGUUCUGCUGAUCUCUUCAAACAGAUUUUCCGCAAUACGAAGGUUUUGAAAAGAAGAUGUACAUGCAAUACCUCGGGAUACAGAAAUUUCCUCGAUUCCUGACAGCAACAAAAAUAAAUAAUCAUUAACGAUAUAAGAACAGAAUAUCCGAUUUACAGUAAGCGUGAAAUUAUAAAACAGAUCCGACAAUAACAUACGAACGCAUGUAUACAACAAUUUUGCGCAUGCGACUGUGCACCGCAUAUAUACUUGAAGGAAAAUGUUAAGUAGCAAGAAGUAUAGUCGUAUCUCUCAGGUCGACGCGACAUAUACGUCACGGUAAAGGAGAAAAUUAACAAAUGAUGUUCCAAUGAUUCAUCGUCUGUUGUGAAAUCUGUCGAAACGUCGCUUUCAUGACGAUGAAUCAUGUAUGAUAUCUGUUCACUAACGCGUAAACUGAAUUCAUUCUCCUUUUUUCUAUUUCAAUUAAACCUACUCCGAUAGAAUACCUAUGAUAACGUCAACAUAAUAAUUGAUUCGUCUCGUUCGACCUGAAAGAUACUUUUACAAAUUGAUUAACAAAAAAAACAAUAGGGGAUGGAUCACUGUCAGCCGUAAACAUUUGAACAGAACCUCCAAAAGACAUGCUCACACAACAUGCAUAUAGUUACUAAUUAUACCAUUAUUGAUUACCGAUUCGAAUAUCGAGUAUGCGACAUUUUUAAUAAAUUAUUUUGAAGAUUGCUCGGCUUGUUUACCCUGAUUAAUCUACCCCUUUUUGUAGUUUUCCUUCUGUAAUAAAAUGAAAUAAACCGUAUGCUCGAUAACCUGA